AUGUCUUCGUUUCAACAAAGUGACGAUGAUUAUGAAGCAGUCACUCGUAUUUUUGAUACAAAUUCAUUAUUUCAAUGUCCAUUAUGUAAAAACGACUUUCAAGAUCCACGUAUACUCUGUUCAAAUGGACAUACAUUCUGUUUGAAUUGUAUCCAAAAUAUUCUACCAGAUGAUGGUAUUCUUAAAUGUCCUAUUUGUAAAGAAAUACGUCGGUUUACUAGUGUUAAAGAAAUAGGACAAUUAACAAAAAAUUCUACAUUACAAAUAUUAAAACGAGCUGAACAUCAUCGUAUUGCACAAAUAGGUAUAUGCGAAUUAUGUAAUAAAAAGCCUGCCUAUGGUCGAUGUUUUCAUUGUCGUUCAUUAGCUUGUUUUAAAUGUAUGAAUGAACAUGAACAAAGUAUAGCUGAUGAACAGAUAAAAGAAUAUAGUGAAUUAAUAAAAAUACGUGAUAAUCUUAAUGAAAAAAUAUCUCAAUGGGAUAAAAAAUUAACUGAAUCAAAAGAAAAUAUUCGUAAAACAAUUCAAAUCGAUGCUGAAAAACAAAUAAAAGAAAUUCAAGAUCAUGAACAAAUAUUAUAUAAUCAAUUAGAUGAUCUCUAUCAAAGCUAUUUACUAACAAAAAAUAUCAAAUUACAAAAACUUAAAUUUGAUAUUGAAAAAGAAUCAUAUGAAUUAGAUUGUAUAGAUCCAAAAAGUUGUAGUAUAUCAGAUCGUAUACGUUUAAAUCAAUAUUGGACUAAUUUACAACGAAAAUUUGAUGAUCAAUCAAUUGAUUUUAUUUAUAAUACAAAUUCAUCAUCAAUUCAUCAAUCAUAUCUUGGUGAACUUCAUCUUAAAACAAUAAAUCAAGAAAUUGAAUAUUUACAACGACAAAAAUUUAAUACUUCCGAUAAUCAACAUAGUUUAAUUCCAUUUCAUCAUUCAUCAGCAAGAAAACAAAUGAUUACACCUGAACAAAAUCUUAAUCAAUUAUCAAAACUAAAUUAUGAAAAUGAAAAUAAUUCUUAUAAUACAAUUAAAUUUUCAACAUUAAGAAAUCAUUCACAACAUGAUGAUUAUCAAAUUAAACAAGGUAGUGAAUAUGCUAUAAGAAAACUUAUUCGAAAUCGUCAACAACAAAAAUCAAAUACAAAUAUAAAUAUGAAAUUAUUAAAUGAAAUUGAUCAACAACAAAUUGAAGAUAAUACACCAUUAACACCACGUAUGCCUAUUGCACCAAUACAUCUUGAUAAUUAUAAUAAAAAAGCACGACAAAUUUUAAUAGGUUUAAAUGAAGCUGAUAAAUUUCUUGCACCAAAAGCAAUUGCUAUGACAGAUACAAAUCAAUUAUUAAUUACUGAUACAAAAAAACAUCGUAUAAUUAUUUAUGAUUUAAAUUUAAAAACUAUGAAUAGUAUAAAAGGUUUUCUUUUUCCUGAUGGUCUUUGUUUAGCUAUGGAACAUUAUGUUAUUAUAACUGAUCGUCAUCGAAUUUCAAAAUAUGAUUGGUUACAUGGAAAAAUGAUUAGUUUUAUUGGAAGUAAAAAACAAGGUUGUACACGUUCUUCAUUUUCAUGGCCAAAGGGAAUUACUAUUGAUAAUAAUUAUGUUUAUGUUUGUGAUUCAUAUAAUUCACGUAUGGUUGUACUUACUCAUCAAAUGCGUUAUGAAAACGAAUGGAUAAUUAUGAGAGGUACAAAAAAACUUGAUCCACAAUAUACUUCCAUAUCCAAUAGUCAACUCUAUGUAACAGCUUGGCAACGAAUUAAACCCGAAUCAUGUGCAUAUAAUGCUGGUUGUAUUAUUGUUUAUAGUACAGAUGGUACUAUACAAAGAUUUAUCGAUACAGAUGCUCAAUCUUAUCUUAAUUUAAGUGUUCCUGAAGGUAUCGUAUGUGAUAGUUCAAAUCAAUUAAUUUUAGCUGAUCGAUAUACAUCAAAAAUCUUAGCAAUGAAUAAUAACAAUAAUGAUAAUCAACAAUCAGUUAUUCAUUUUCACGGUGAUAAAAUGAAAUCACCACAUUAUGUAUGUUUUUCUAAUGAUCAAAAUACAAUGAUUGUUAGUGAUAUUGGAAAUAAUACAAUACAAUUUUAUGAAAAAAGAAUUAAUACACCUGCGGCACUUUCUACUUCAGAUGAAAAGAAACAAUGA
Molecule: messenger RNA, 2133 nt
Organism: Rotaria sordida
Lineage: Eukaryota; Metazoa; Rotifera; Eurotatoria; Philodinida; Philodinidae
Source: the annotation of a GenBank genome assembly